Alternaria ethzedia is the source of this 519-nucleotide messenger RNA. RefSeq lists its product as uncharacterized. Gene Ontology annotation, cellular component: preribosome, large subunit precursor. The record is from RefSeq and is a predicted model, not a curated record. NCBI's taxonomy places the organism in Eukaryota, Fungi, Ascomycota, Dothideomycetes, Pleosporales, Pleosporaceae. The transcript is spliced from 3 exons. The coding region runs from base 1 to 519 and encodes 172 amino acids.
AUGGCCAAAGGCGCACGCGCAAGCAGCAAAAAGGCGAACCGCACCAAGCUGCGCGCCCGAGUUUUCGGCCCUGUCGAGCAGGCACGCGCCGAGCGCCUGCACGCCAAACUUCUCGAGACGAUUGCCCAGCCCAAGCCCGAGAGGACUGAGAUGGAAACCGAAGAAACCAACACCACCGACGAUGCCGCCAAGGAGGACUUGCCCAAAGGUUCGUCUCUGCUUACUGUCCCCAUGCCACGCUCCCUAUCCGAUCCCUCUGCAAGCCCACUCGACCUCGCAGAAGAGGACUGCGAACUCGGGAAUCUGUGUUUCCACCUAGAUAUGGACGUCGACGGCACCGCCACCUCUGCGAAGAGCUCGAGCUCGCGCAAGACCAAGGACAAGAGCCAGACCCGGAAACAACUGCGACGCAAGCCCCAGAACAAGGUCUCCUUCCCUACUUCCCGAGGCAAGGGCGCACUGAAGCCCAAUGGUGGACGUCCCAGCGGCCCCGGCCGUAUCGGCAAACGACGAGCAUGA